AUGUGUUCAUGCUGGCCCAUCAAGGACAUAAUCCUCGAGGAAGAUGAUCCUCCCACGAGACCUCGUCAGCAAAUGUUCCAGUACGUAUGGGAUGGACAGCGAUGGGUGCCUCGCGUAGGAAGUCCGCCAGAUAUCUAUAUCACCGCCGACGGAUAUAUCAAACAUCCAGACGCCUAUGUCGCCGCCGCCGACGCCGACGAUCUCAACAGGCCUGUCCCCGUGGGUCUCGUCAGAUGGCCGGCCCUUCCCAGUCACUUUGUUGGUCUUUCCCGUAUCUUGAAGCAAAAUUUUCCUCUACUUAAGGCUGUUUGGAAGUUUCCCAGACCUGAAACCAUCAUUCAUUACACAACUCAACCAUCACAGCUGGGGCUCCAACAGUACUACCACUCCUCCAAGCACCCAGCUGCAAUUCUCAGAACCUUUUCUCUCUUCUUCUUUUCUACUUCUCUGUUGAAUCCAUUCGACUCAACUACGGAGCGGGUUACCACGAUGCCAGCAAAGAAGGGCAAAAAGGUCACGAUCGAAGACGAGGUCCCCGUCCGCCCCAUCCUUCGAUCUCGACGAGAUUCCUCUGAUGACGACGAGUUUUCCAGUGCCAACCCCGCUGCUGGUACUGCCUCCGAUCCCAACUUCAAGGGUGCUGGUGUUCAACAGUUUUACACGGUUGGAGCUCAUACUCGAGGUGUCGUCAACGGCCCCAAUCCUGCCUUCGGACAGCAGCCCUUCAUUCAUUGGACUGGAGGCCAGCCUCAGCAGGCAUCUCAGGUUCGUCCCGGCAUUGGCCUUGCCUAUCAUCCAGCUACUGGUCUUGUGCCCCACCCCGGAGCUGCUACUACAAGCUUCUUCAACCAAGCUCAGUCCUCUUUCCUGGUCAGUCACACCCACGAUUUCCAACCUCGCAAACAGGAGACCCAACUCCUCGCUGCAAAAUCCAAUCCAUUCAAUUCCCAUCACCAUUUCCAAGUUGCACAAACACUUCAGAAUCAUUUCCCCCAUCACCGUCGCCAUCAGAACAUCCUGAAAAUGGCCGACUACGGAAAUGGAGUUCCCCCCAACACGGGCCAGAACUUCCAGCCGCCCGUGCCCGACACCACCUAUGGUCCGAUCCAGCAUAUUUUCCGUCCUCGUUCCGACCGUGGCUUCCAGCAGCAGGCAGCCGCCGGUGUUCAAUUGGGUGCUACUUACCAGUCUACCCCCUGCACCUACGCCGUUCCCAUGGCUCCUGGACAGGCCCCCGUUGGUGUCGCCAUGCCGCAGGUUCAGAAUGGUGUUGCUACUGCUCCCAUGGCUAUGCCUAUGAUGCCCAACCAGACCCAGCCCUUCGUUCUUCAAAACGGUCAGCCCAUUCAGUAUGUCGCCACUGGAAUGCCCGGCCAGGGUUAUCCCGCCGUCAUGCCCACUCCUGGCAUGCCUCAGCCCAUGGGAAACGUCGUCGUCGGCGCCGGAGGACAGCCUCAGCCCCAGGUGCUGAUGACAGGUAAUUGCGGCCCCGGUGGCAACCCCAACCCCAACCCCCCUGAUAUCAUGGGCGUCGGCCGUACCCAGGGUGAGCACAAUGCUCAGUUGCUCAACGACAUGCACGCCAGUAGUCUCUUGGAGCCCCAGGAGAUGAAGCCAGCCGACGAUGACCCUUCACGCAUGUACCUCCUUCGUGAGCUAGAUGGUAACUGGACUAAGCGCAACCGGUUUACCCUCGAUAGACUGCCUGUCCGCUGGUACGUCACUCCCUGGGGCGGCUUCUACGCUGUCCGCCUGGAGGACUAA
Messenger RNA from Pestalotiopsis fici W106-1, 1764 nucleotides. RefSeq lists its product as uncharacterized. NCBI's taxonomy places the organism in Eukaryota, Fungi, Ascomycota, Sordariomycetes, Amphisphaeriales, Sporocadaceae. The transcript has 3 exons. The record is from RefSeq and is a predicted model, not a curated record. The coding region runs from base 1 to 1764 and encodes 587 amino acids.